Messenger RNA from Sabethes cyaneus, 2118 nucleotides. RefSeq names its product SEC14-like protein 4. The record is from RefSeq and is a predicted model, not a curated record. Gene Ontology annotation, cellular component: cytoplasm. Bases 513 to 1739 code for a protein of 408 amino acids. The transcript is spliced from 6 exons. Lineage: Eukaryota; Metazoa; Arthropoda; Insecta; Diptera; Culicidae.
UGUAGUGACGUUCCGGAAUUUCUCUUUUCUGCUACUAGCAUUGGCGAAACCUUCGGGCGGGGUGGCUACCUGCACUAUUUUACUCAACACCUUCCUAUACACCGUGCUCUGAUUUCCUACCCAUCAAGUUUUCAGUUCGGUCGAAUACUUGCAGUUUUCCGAGUGGUCAGUGCAAGUGAAGCGAUUCUGUACCAGGUGUAUUGCGCAAAAAAAAACGCGUGUGUGUUGUUCUUUCCGGUUACCAAAUCUUGCAAACUAGAAGCCAGCUCGGUACAUUCUGCUUUGUUUAGCAACAAACGUCUACCUAAAUUUAGUUUACUGAUAACUUAUCGCCGCACGAUAUUUUAAUUCCGAAGCAUUCGAAAAGAAAUCGAAGGUGUUCAGAAGUUAUUCGUCGCAAUCAGUAACUAAUUUAUGUUUCAUCAGGCCGUUUACCUCAGCUGAAAGCUACCACUGAAAGAGCGCCAGCUAAAAGAAGUUAAAUAAAGAGCUAGGAAAUUAUUAAAUCAGUGAUGGCUCCAACAACGCCAGCCUUGCAGGAUGACGAGAGGUUCGCUCUGAUGAAGUUCCGAAGACAAGUAGCAGAUAUCCUGAGACCUGAACACGACGAUUACUAUCUCUUACGAUGGUUACGAGCACGUUCCUGGAACCCGGAAGCAUCCGAAAAAAUGCUACGUGACUCGAUGAAGUUUCGCGAACGCUGGAAUGCUGACGAAAUCGACAAAUGGCCAACGCCUCAAGUGCUACUGGACCUGACGCCACACGGCCUCUCCGGGUUCGACAAAGAAGGCUCCCCUAUUAUUAUUAUCGCAUUCGCCGGCUUUGACAUCUGGGGUCUGCUGCAUACCGUUUCGCGGGCGGAUAUCGUUCGAAUGACGCUUCAGGCCUUGGAAGGCUACAUGAAGUUGGCAUAUGAACAAAGCAAAAAAACGAAUAAUCCCGCCGCACGGCAGGUUGUUGUAAUCUUCGACAUGGACAAUUUUAAUCUAAAGCAAUACGUCUGGAGACCCGCCGGGGAGGUUGUUAUUUCACUGAUCAAAAUGUAUGAAGCCAACUAUCCCGAAAUUCUUAAGUGCUGUUACAUCAUUAACACUCCAAAAGUGUUCGCCUUUGCGUAUAAUAUGGUCAAAAAGUUCCUCGGUGAAUACACAAUCCAAAAGAUCAAGAUCUACAAGUCGGACCAGAGCAAAUGGCUUCCGGCUAUUCUGCAACGCUGUGAUGCGUCUCAAAUCCCCAAGUAUUUUGGUGGAACAAUGACGGAUGAAGACGGAAACCCCAGAUGCGUGAGCAAACUCCGCUGGGGUGGUAAAGUGCCGGAGUCGAUGUAUACCUCAAAAGAGGAUAGUUUUAACAACAAUUUAACCUUUUCCGAGACUGAAAUACGCAAAGGGGGAAAGCUGAAGCUGUCGUUCGACUGCGAGGAUGUGGGCUGCUUCUUGAAAUGGGAGUUCCGCACCUUCGAUCAUGACAUCAAGUUCGGCAUCAAAUGUACCAACAAAAAGACUCAUGAAAGUGAAAUCGAAGUACCACUAAAACGGGUGGCCUCCCACCAGGUUGACGAAUCGGGCUUCAUCACUUGUCAACCGGGAUGUACUUAUUCCGUUCUGUUCGACAACUCGUACAGCUACUUCAAAAACAAGAAAAUACGAUACUCGGUCUUACUGACCACCCCGCUCAGCGAAAUUGAACAAACGGCCAGUUCAAUCACGGAGGAAGCUGCAGAAGCUACAGAGGACUAGGCGAUUUUUUAUAAACACCUGUACCUGAUGUAGGUUCUACGUGAUCAACUGUCUUCUAAUGGUAUCUUUUCAAGAAAUUUUCACAUUGGUGGGAGAGUGACUAGGUAUAGAAUAUUUUACAUUCCGGUUACGCCUUCGGCAGGUUAAAUAUUUUAUUUUCAAUUAUAAUUCUUUCGCUCUUUUCAUAUCUGUGCUAUAUUGUUUUAGUCAGAUUUCGACUUUUUUUAACCAAAGAACUUAGCAUUGUUUUGCUAGAACUGUUCUUUUUUCAGUGGUAAUGCCCUCGAGAACUUGGAAAAAGAGUAAAAUGAUUGGAUAUACUGAUAAAAAUAAACUAGCUAUAAUAUUGAAAAGUGUGAUCUUAGGUAUAUAAAAUAAC